AUGACCCUCUUGCAACAGCCUCAGGUCAAGCUUGAAAUCAAGUCGACACAGGAGGGCUCGAGCUUGACGGGCUGGCGGGGACACCCUAUGUCACACGCAUAUGCAAGCGCGGCAGACGGAGGCUUCCUGGAGGUCGACGUCGACAUUCUGGAAAUCAGAUUGCCCUGCUCCAAUGUCCCUAAUGCUCCAUUCGGACAGCAGAAUAGCCUGCUAAAGGAUCCACCAAGAUCAAUGUCCGGUUCCGGAUACAGUGCGGAUCGGCUCUGUCCAAGGAUUCCAAUUCUAGACUGGUCUUCCCUUUGUGUUGAACAGAGUGUGCACAAGCCCCACUGCGUGGUCACUUUGCGAAAAUUAUGUGCUCGAGGAGCAAAGGCUGAUGCCGUAGGGUCUGCCCUCGGAGAGCCUGUCGUCCGAUAG
Molecule: messenger RNA, 417 nt
Organism: Parastagonospora nodorum SN15
Lineage: Eukaryota; Fungi; Ascomycota; Dothideomycetes; Pleosporales; Phaeosphaeriaceae
Exons: 2
Coding region: 1-417 (138 amino acids)
Source: RefSeq, a predicted model, not a curated record